Protopolystoma xenopodis is the source of this 690-nucleotide messenger RNA. Lineage: Eukaryota; Metazoa; Platyhelminthes; Monogenea; Polystomatidea; Polystomatidae. The record is from the annotation of a GenBank genome assembly.
AUGAUAAGGUGUUGGGUGAACAUUUUACCCCCCCUAUCUAGAAAUUAUUUUUCUCGUAGUGGUGUGAAGUAUAUGUUAAUUUCUUUGCACUUGGCUGGUUUGUCUAGGAUGUUAGGAGCGUUGAAAUUUAUUAUAACUUGCAAUUGUUAUUUUUAUUCUACCUGUUCUGGUUUAGACUCUAAGUUAUAUGUAGAUUGGGUACUUUGCACCCCAAUGUUUAUGUGGGUUUUGGCAGGAGCCAUAACAAUGCUAUUAUUCGAUCUUAGAUUGGGAAUAUCCUAUUUUGAUCCACUAGGCGGUGGUGAUUCUAUAAUGUUUCAACACAUGUUUUGGUUUUUUGGACAUCCGGAGGUUUAUGUCUUAAUAAUACCUGAGUCGCCAGUGAGAUACUUGGGCAUGGUUUUAGCAAUGUUUUCAAUAGUUGUACUAGGAUUUAUUGUUUGGGCCUAUCACAUGUUUACAGUUGGCAUGGACAUAAAUAGUAUAUCGUUUUUUAGUGCUGUCACAGCACUAAUUGGUAUACCAACGGGUGUAAAGGUGAUUUCGUGGGUGUCCAUGUUAACCACCGGAUCAGUUGGCUUGGGUGAUCCUGUGGCCCACUGUAUUGUUUCGGGUGUUGGCUUUAAUUUGUGCCUUUUUCCAAUGCACUACUUUGGUAUGUGCGGCUUACCCCGUCGGGUUUGUGUUUAG